Messenger RNA from Panicum hallii, 558 nucleotides. Its product is annotated as membrane protein PM19L-like. The transcript is spliced from 2 exons. The record is from RefSeq and is a predicted model, not a curated record. The coding region runs from base 1 to 558 and encodes 185 amino acids. NCBI's taxonomy places the organism in Eukaryota, Viridiplantae, Streptophyta, Magnoliopsida, Poales, Poaceae.
AUGGCGAUCAUGUCGCUGGAGGCGUUGGGGAGGAGGAACGUGGCCGGCCCGCUCCUGCUGCUCAACCUCGUCCUGUACGUCUUCAUGAUGGGGUUCGCCAGCUGGGCGCUCAACAGCUUCGUCGACGGCCGCCGCCACCACCAGCAGUACUACCCACCAGGGCCGCGCAGCGCCGGCGAGGAGGCGACGCUCCAGUUCAUCCAGUUCGCGCUGCUGGCGGCCGUCGUCGGCGCGGCGGCGAAGGCCGCGACGGCGUUCCACGCGCGCGCGUGGCGGCCGCAGGGCCUCGCGGCCGCCGCGGCGCUGGGCACCGUCGCGUGGGCCGCCACCGCGCUCGCGUUCGGCCUCGCGUGCAAGGAGAUGCGCGCCGGCGCCGGCGCGGCGCGCGGGUGGCGGAUGCGCGCGCUGGAGGGGCUCACCACGGUGCUGGCGCUCACGCAGCUGCUGUACGUGGCGAUGCUGCACGCCGCCGUGGCCGGCGACCGCUGCCUGCCCGGGUGCCCCGCCGAGGACGACCAGGAGCAUCACAGGGGCGGCCCCACCUGCAGUGUCAUGUGA